AUGGCGGAUUUCCACAUCCAAGAGACUGCUCGAAGUGUGUUUGCCCGAGUGGAUAUGGUGGAAAGCGUUGCAUUGAAAGAGUUGAAUAUAGAUUUAAAAGCACUUGACAAAACAAAAUUCACACGGAGAUUCAUUUUCCAGCCAAAUGGCUGCGGUGAGGUGCUGAGAGCUAAAACGUCAUUCCAAACACUUACCGAUAAAGUUGGUCAGCCGGAAUAUAAGCCUGGUCGCAAUAACGAUGAAUUUAUUUGGUGUUACUAUUGGAUAAAGGCACCAACCGGUUCAACGAUUGAAGUGAGAUUCGACGACUAUACUAAACACGGAUUUUGUGAUGACCGACUUGCGGGAACUGCUUUGAACUCCACGUUUAACAUCGUACCUGUGAUCACAUAUGGCAGAUUGGAUAGGAGAACAACAAUCCUAAGUUAUCGAAUCGGUAACGUUUAA
This is a messenger RNA of Angiostrongylus costaricensis, 447 nucleotides long. NCBI's taxonomy places the organism in Eukaryota, Metazoa, Nematoda, Chromadorea, Rhabditida, Metastrongylidae. The record is from the annotation of a GenBank genome assembly.